Sclerotinia sclerotiorum 1980 UF-70 is the source of this 2256-nucleotide messenger RNA. RefSeq lists its product as hypothetical. The transcript has 4 exons. Gene Ontology annotation, cellular component: cytoplasm; Ino80 complex. Bases 1 to 2256 code for a protein of 751 amino acids. NCBI's taxonomy places the organism in Eukaryota, Fungi, Ascomycota, Leotiomycetes, Helotiales, Sclerotiniaceae. Gene Ontology annotation, biological process: regulation of DNA-templated transcription. The record is from RefSeq and is a predicted model, not a curated record.
AUGUCACCCUCAGCCAUGGACAUUGAUGCGCCUGCAUCGGAGCAACAGAACUUAUUGCCUCCACCUAUACUUUAUCCUGCUAAGGAUCUUCACUUCGACAAAUAUGUUGAGCCACAACCAGAUGGGUAUCAGAAGGCGAAGUCGAGGGGAGCUAAUCAAGCUACGAUAGUAAUUGACAAUGGCUCCUCGGUGACUCGAGCUGGCUGGUCUUUUGAGGAUUCACCACGUCUCGAUGUCCUACCACUUUUUUCGAAGUACAGGGACAGAAAGUUGGGCAAAACGUAUUCGUUUGUUGGCGCCGAUGUAUACGCAGAUACUACGGCUAAGGGCCACAUGAGAAAUGCCUUUGAAGCAGGAAGCGGAAUUGUGAGCAAUUGGGAUGUUAUGGAGCAGGUAUUAGAUUGUAUCUUUCUCAAAUUAGGGGUUGAUUCAGAAGGGCGAGUGGAUAUGCCUAUUGUCAUGACAGAAGCUGUCGCAAACUUACCAUAUUCAAGGAAAUCUAUGACGGAGAUCAUAUUCGAAUGCUAUGGAGCACCAUCUGUGGCCUACGGAAUCGAUUCUCUAUUUUCUUACGACUACAAUGCUGGCAAGACAGGUCUUGUUGUAUCUUCUUCUCACAGUUCUACACAUCUCAUUCCGGUCUACAACUCGAAAGCUAUACUUACCCAAGCAACAAGAUUAAACUGGGGUGCAUCACAAAGUGCUGAGUAUCUCCUGAAGCUUAUCAGGCUCAAAUAUCCUAGUUUUCCGGGGAAGCUAGCUGCUACUCAAAUGGAAUAUAUGGUACAAGAUCAUUGCUAUUUAUCACGGGAUUAUGAUCAGGAAGUAAGCAAAUAUCUCGACUGGACAGGACUGGAAGAUAGAGAUCAUGUAAUUCAAUACCCUUAUACAGAGGUGAUUGAGGUACAAAAAAGUGAAGAAGAGUUAGCAAAAAUUGCAGAGAAGAGGAAAGAGAGUGGCCGAAGACUACAAGAACAAGCUGCCAAAAUGCGAUUAGAGAGAUUGAUUCGCAAGGAACAGGAAUUGGACUACUAUAGACAUUUGCAAGGCAGAUUAGUGGAUCAAACGAAGAAGGAAAUUAAAAGAUUACUUGACGCCGAAGAGUUGAAAGACGAGGCUGCUCUGGAGAGAACUAUCAAAGAACUCGACAAAAGUAUCCGCAAAGCCAGGACUAAGGAUGUUGGUGGGCCUGAAAUCGAAGAAGAGGUCGAGGAACCUGACUACUCUAUGCUUGAAAUCCCGGACGACCAACUGGAUGAAGCAGGUCUCAAACAAAAACGUCACCAACGUCUCAUGAAAUCUAACAACGAAGCCCGCGCCCGAGCUAAAGCGGAAAAGCAAGCAGAGAAAGCCCGCAUCGCCGAAGAACAACGCAUAGACGAUGAGAAGCGAGAAAACGAUCUCGAAGGCUGGCUCCAGGAGCGUCGGGAAGCUCGGGCGAUCAUGCUUCAAAAAAUCAAAGACAGAGAGCGUCUCAAAGCGGAUCUCGGAAAUAGAAAGAGUCUCGCGAGUCAGAUCCGCAUGAAAAGCAUCGCUAACCUCGCAUCCGAUAAUCCGACCAAAAAACGCCGUCGCGGAGGCGAUGAUGAUAAUUUCGGUCAAAAUGAUGAUGAUUGGGGCGUGUAUCGCACCAUCCAAACCGGGGAUGGCGGCAGUGAUGAAGAAGAAGAAGAAGAUCCAAGUGUCAUGCUUAAAACCCUCGAAGCAGACCUCCUGAAGUACGAUCCGGAAUUCACGGAUCAACACACACUAGAUGCGCAAACUGAUUGGACCAAAUCCCUCAUCCAUGCUUUCCUCCGCGGGCCCCGUCCCUUCAAUUCGGCUAGCACAGCAGAAGCCCACCAACUCCAUCUAAACGUCGAGCGGAUCCGCGUCCCAGAAGUAAUCUUUCAGCCCAAUAUCGCCGGUUUAGAUCAAGCGGGCAUCAUCGAGAUCGCAGCCGAUAUACUCACGCAGCGGAUCUCGGGAUCAGGGAUGAAACAAGAGGAUUUCCUCAAAGAUAUCUUUUUGACGGGCGGGAAUACACUCUGGCAAAAUUUUGACGAGAGAUUGAGAGAGGGAUUAAGGGGACAUUUAGAAGCGGGCACAGAAGUGAAGAUUAGGAGGGCGAAAGAUCCAUUGCUGGAUGCGUGGAGGGGGGCUGCGAAGUGGAGUUGUGGGGAUCGGUGGAAGGAGGCCAAGAUUACGAGGGAGGAGUAUGCUGAAAAGGGUGGGGAGUAUAUUAAGGAACACGAUCUCGGAAAUGCGUAUUCGUGA